Messenger RNA from Leptosia nina, 684 nucleotides. The record is from the annotation of a GenBank genome assembly. Lineage: Eukaryota; Metazoa; Arthropoda; Insecta; Lepidoptera; Pieridae.
AUGCUGUGCGACCACAAGCAGAGAGUGGACGCGAUGCCAGUCGACCUCGUCGCCAAUGGAUGCAUAUUGCUCGCGUACAACACGGCCGUACACAAAUAUAAAGACAUUCAGGUGUACAAUGUGGCUCGAUCUGAUAAAAAUCCUAUCACUUGGGGCGAAGCCGUUGAGUUAGCUCGCACGCACGUGGCGGAAUACCCCUUUACCACUCCGCUGUGGUAUCCUGGAGGAUCUCCCAAGACGAACAAGCUGCACCACUACGUAGCCGUCCUUUUCACGCAUAUGCUGCCUGCCUAUCUCGUUGACUUCUAUUGCGUUCUAGCGAGGAAGAAACCUUUCCUGGUGAACGUCCAAAAGAGAGUGAACUACGGACUGAGAGUGUUGCAGUACUACACCGUGCAGCCGUGGCGUUUCACCAACGAGAAUUACUUAUCAUUAGCGAACACUGUGACAAAGGAGGAAGCCGAUACGUUCUACUCUGACCCUCAGGCGAUGGACUGGAACAAUUAUGUGAGGGAAUACAUCCGAGGAGCUAGGUUGUUCUGCUGCGGAGAGGAUCCUGCCACGUUGCCCGAAGCGAGGAAACUGCAUAAAAGGUUAUUUUACAUGGAUCUGCUUCUGAAGGUUUUCUUGGUCCUCUCAUUAGUGUAUUUCGUUAGCCUUGUACUUUCUAAAUUGUACAAUUAG